This is a messenger RNA of Apiotrichum porosum, 1194 nucleotides long. RefSeq lists its product as uncharacterized. The coding region runs from base 1 to 1194 and encodes 397 amino acids. The transcript has 6 exons. The record is from RefSeq and is a predicted model, not a curated record. Lineage: Eukaryota; Fungi; Basidiomycota; Tremellomycetes; Trichosporonales; Trichosporonaceae.
AUGCACCAGCCGACCUUCAACGGCGUCGCUCUGUGGCGACUCGUGCACAAAGGAGUGGCAGGAAAUUGGGACAAGCUCAUCGAGAUCCAAGGCCCCUACGACGAAUGCCGUGGCACCCAACUCAUCCUCACCUCAGCUCUUGGCCAGAUAUUUGCAAUGAUGUCAGGGCACCCCGACCUCGAAAGCACUGCUCAUGUCUUUCACGGCAAUGGGUUCCGAUGGGCCAAGCUGGCUGGCAUCUUUGACCUUGACCUAAGGGAGCGACCGCUUCCUUCCGGUGUCAACGAGGUCGAAACGGAGCGGGCAUGGGCGCAAUGGGCUGCCCGGGAAACACAAAAGCGCGCUCUGCUCGCACACUACAUUAUCGACGGCCUGUUAAUGUCAAUGGGCGACAGCGGAACCUCGACCAAGCACAUGCUCAACCCCUUCCUCGUGGCAGCCGAUGACCACCUCUUCAUGGCCUCAACGGCCGCGUCUUGGCGCACCCAGUAUCGAUCCAGUAGCACCAGCACGACUAUUGCUGAUGUCUACCGCGAUCUCUUCUGUCCAGAUGAGCGUGUGAUCCAACUUCCGCCAUCGUCACCUUUCACCGCCCAAACCGUGCUCGAGGGCCUGCACUCCCUCAUCAUGGACUUGGAGGAAAGCCAGGCGCUAUCUUCACUGCCAGUCGGAUGCGUGGAGAUGCCGGACAUUGCGCGAGCCUUGGACCGUUUCUACCAGCUCUACCUUGAUGAUGCGCCAAACACCCUUGUUCUCGGCGCUCGUCACGCAGACUGGUUCAGUCUUCCCUGUGGGCGCCGUGCACUCUUGCACGCCAACGCCAUCCGCCUUGUGGCCGCCCGCCUUCCCAUCGCCGCCGCCGACAUGCCUCAUUUCAGCCUGCCGGUGUCCCUCUAUGAUGCUGCAAAGGUCUUCCUCCGCCACCUGGCCAGUACUGCGCUCGGGUCACCGAACGCCACUGCCGUCCGUCUUGAGGAGCCGACGGACUGGGCCUUGCUAGGGACCACUGGAUUGGUCAGCCGUCCCGGGCCGGGGGGACCAGACGGCCGUGGCGCAGACGCCGCGACAUCCGGAAUUCGCCAGGGCACCAUACGUAGUGACGCUGCAGGCGCCAGAGUGUUGAGCUCCGACCAGUGGGCGUCCUUUGUGGAGAACAGCGGCACCUUCCCGGUCCUCGUGGGCUUCUGGGCGUGA